ACCAUUUCCGGAAGCGGCCGAUCUGUGGGGUCCUGCUCUCCGACCUGAGCCGAGCGCCGGGCCUUGUUCUCCGGAUCCGCCGAAGGUGUUCCGGAAGGAGGCGAGGCGGGCAGGGCAAACCUUACCCGCGGCCGGCAGAGCCCAACGUCUGGUGGGACUCGGCGAGGGCGGGGGAAACCGGAGCCUGGCUCGGGUCCGGCAGGAACGAGCUCAUUCCGGAAGAAGCCGAGAGGACCGGCGCCGGCCUCGGCGUCCCGGGCGUGAGGCGAUAGCAGCAGCAGCGACAGCGCGGGCCAGAAUGAACCGCGACGGCUGAGGCAGCGGAGCUGCUGGCUACGCAGACCCCACCGAGAUUCCCGCGAAGCGCCAUCCCCGCGCUGCUGGCUUCGCCUCGAUCCGAGCCCUGCCCCCGCGAGCCUCCCGGACCCCUUUGUGCGGCCGGAGGCGGCGGCGGGAACGGCCAUGGCGGCCAAUAUGUACCGGGUGGGGGAUUACGUCUAUUUUGAGAACUCCUCCAGCAAUCCUUACCUGGUUAGACGGAUUGAGGAGCUCAACAAGACUGCAAAUGGAAAUGUGGAAGCAAAGGUUGUUUGUCUCUUUCGGCGAAGGGACAUUUCCAGUAGCCUCAACAGCCUGGCUGAUAGUAAUGCCAGGGAGUUUGAGGAGGAAUCAAAACAGCCAGGGGUAUCGGAGCAGCAGAGACAUCAGUUGAAACACAGGGAACUUUUUCUUUCUCGGCAAUUUGAAUCAUUACCAGCCACCCACAUAAGGGGGAAAUGCAGUGUGACCCUCUUGAAUGAGACAGAUAUUUUGAGCCAGUACCUGGAAAAGGAGGACUGCUUUUUUUAUUCACUGGUGUUUGACCCUGUGCAGAAGACACUUCUAGCUGAUCAAGGGGAGAUCAGAGUUGGUUGUAAAUACCAAGCUGAGAUCCCAGAUCGUCUGGCAGAGGGAGAAUUGGAUAAUCGGAACCAACAGAAGAUGGAGAUGAAGGUCUGGGACCCAGACAAUCCUCUCACAGACCGGCAGAUUGAUCAAUUUCUCGUGGUGGCCCGAGCUGUGGGGACCUUUGCAAGAGCCCUAGAUUGCAGCAGCUCCAUUCGGCAGCCAAGCCUGCACAUGAGUGCAGCUGCCGCUUCCCGAGACAUCACUCUGUUUCACGCCAUGGACACAUUGCAAAGGAAUGGCUAUGACUUAGCUAAAGCCAUGUCGACCCUGGUGCCCCAGGGGGGCCCAGUGCUGUGUCGGGAUGAGAUGGAGGAAUGGUCUGCCUCUGAGGCUAUGCUCUUUGAGGAGGCCCUAGAGAAGUAUGGGAAGGAUUUCAAUGACAUUCGCCAGGAUUUUUUACCCUGGAAGUCACUUGCCAGCAUAGUUCAGUUUUAUUACAUGUGGAAAACCACAGACCGGUAUAUUCAGCAGAAAAGAUUGAAAGCUGCUGAAGCAGAUAGCAAACUGAAACAGGUCUACAUCCCUACCUACACUAAACCAAACCCUAACCAGAUCAUUUCUGUGGGUUCAAAGCCUGGAUUGAAUGGGGCUGGAUUCCAGAAGGGCCUGACUUGUGAGAGCUGCCACACCACACAGUCUGCCCAGUGGUAUGCCUGGGGCCCACCCAACAUGCAGUGCCGCCUUUGUGCUUCCUGUUGGAUCUACUGGAAGAAAUAUGGGGGACUGAAGACCCCAACCCAGCUUGAGGGAGCUGCUCGGGGCACCACAGAGCCACACUCGAGGGGACAUUUAUCCAGACCUGAAGCCCAAAGUCUCUCCCCCUAUACUACCAGCGCCAACCGGGCCAAGCUGCUGGCCAAGAACAGGCAGACUUUCCUGCUCCAGACCACGAAGCUGACCCGUCUUGCCAGACGAAUGUGCAGGGACCUGUUACAGCCAAGGAGGGCUGCCCGACGACCCUAUGCCCCUAUCAAUGCCAAUGCCAUCAAGGCAGAGUGCUCCAUUCGACUUCCUAAGGCUGCCAAGACUCCACUGAAAAUUCACCCUUUGGUGCGGCUGCCCCUGGCAACGAUCGUCAAAGAUCUGGUGGCCCAGGCACCUCUGAAACCAAAAACACCUCGGGGCACCAAGACACCAAUCAACAGAAACCAGCUGACCCAAAACCGGGGCUUGGGAGGAAUUAUGGUGAAACGGGCCUAUGAGACUAUGGCAGGGGCAGGGGUCCCCUUCUCUGCCAAUGGAAGGCCUCUGGCCUCAGGGAUUCGUUCAAGCUCACAGCCAGCAGCUAAACGUCAGAAACUAAACCCAGCUGAUGCUCCCAAUCCUGUGGUGUUUGUGGCCACAAAAGAUACCAGGUAGGGAUUCCAUAAUGAGAGGGGCUGAGAGGUUGAGUACCCAGUUUGUUGGGUAUGGGAAAUAGGAGUUUCUGAGCAAGACUAGCUCCAGGAAGACUAGAUGGAAAAAAAGAGAAAAAGACAA
This is a messenger RNA of Ictidomys tridecemlineatus (thirteen-lined ground squirrel), 2427 nucleotides long. The record is from RefSeq and is a predicted model, not a curated record. Lineage: Eukaryota; Metazoa; Chordata; Mammalia; Rodentia; Sciuridae.